Molecule: messenger RNA, 1152 nt
Organism: Knipowitschia caucasica
Lineage: Eukaryota; Metazoa; Chordata; Actinopteri; Gobiiformes; Gobiidae
Source: the annotation of a GenBank genome assembly
AUGUUCUCAGAAGAGAUCAAGUUUUAUGAACUGGGUGCAGAAGCUAUGGAGAAAUUUCGCGAAGAUGAGGGUUUUAUCAAAGAGGAAGAGCGGCCUUUACCUGAGAAGGAGUUUCAGCGUCAGGUUUGGCUCUUGUUUGAGCACCCUGAGAGCUCCAGCACCGCCAGAGGGAUCGCCAUCGUCUCUGUGAUGGUCAUUCUCAUUUCAAUAGUUAUAUUUUGUUUGGAAACAUUACCACAGCUCAAAGAGGAUCCAAGGGGACGGAUGGAGACUGUGGGGAACAUUACUGUAUAUUACAAGCCAAAUAUUCUCACAGAUCCCUUCUUCAUCAUUGAGACACUCUGUAUUAUCUGGUUCUCUUUUGAGUUGAUAGUGCGCUUCCUGGCAUGUCCAAGCAAGCCUGCCUUCUUCAAGAACAUGAUGAAUACGAUUGACAUAGUGGCCAUCAUCCCCUACUUCAUUACACUGGGCACUGAGUUGGCCGAAGACCCUGAAACCGAGGGCGUUGGGGAGCAGGCUACGUCUCUGGCCAUACUCAGAGUCAUCCGUCUGGUCAGAGUGUUUAGGAUCUUCAAAUUGUCUCGGCACUCAAAAGGUCUGCAAAUUUUGGGCCAGACUCUCAAGGCCAGUAUGAGAGAGCUGGGAUUGCUGAUCUUUUUUCUGUUCAUUGGAGUUAUCUUGUUCUCCAGUGCUGUGUACUUUGCUGAGGCAGAGGAGGAAGGGUCCAUGUUUGGCAGUAUACCAGAUGCCUUUUGGUGGGCUGUUGUGUCUAUGACAACUGUGGGCUAUGGGGACAUGGUCCCUGUCACUAUAGGAGGCAAGAUUGUAGGUUCUUUGUGCGCCAUAGCUGGAGUGUUGACAAUUGCUCUACCAGUCCCUGUCAUUGUGUCUAACUUCAACUACUUCUACCACAGAGAAACAGAGGGAGAAGAGCAGGCUCAGUUACUCAAAGUCAGCAACCCCAACAUCCCUUCAGAGUCUAAUUCAAGUCGCCGUAGUUCAUCCACUGUCAGCAAAUCUGAAUACAUGGAGAUUGAUGGAGACAUUAAUAAUAGCAUUGACAACUUUAGGGAGGCAAAUCUAAGAACUGGUAAUUGCACUAUAGCUAACCAAAACUGUGUGAAUAAAAUCAAGCUGCUUACUGAUGUUUAG